Perca flavescens (yellow perch) is the source of this 1038-nucleotide messenger RNA. RefSeq names its product gastrulation brain homeobox 2 (gene gbx2). Lineage: Eukaryota; Metazoa; Chordata; Actinopteri; Perciformes; Percidae. Gene Ontology annotation, cellular component: nucleus. The transcript has 2 exons. The record is from RefSeq and is a predicted model, not a curated record. Gene Ontology annotation, molecular function: DNA-binding transcription factor activity, RNA polymerase II-specific; RNA polymerase II transcription regulatory region sequence-specific DNA binding. Bases 1 to 1038 code for a protein of 345 amino acids. Gene Ontology annotation, biological process: regulation of transcription by RNA polymerase II; regulation of nervous system development.
AUGAGCGCAGCGUUCAGCUCGUCCUUCAUGGUGAUGCAGCGGCCACUCGGAAGCACCACCGCCUUCAGCAUUGACUCUCUGAUCGGGGGGCCCCCGCAGCCCAGCCCGGGACACUUUGUCUACACCGGAUACCCCAUGUUCAUGCCGUACAGGUCGGUGGUGCUGCAGCCGCCGCCUCCGCCGCCCCCGGCCCUGCAGCAGGCUCUCCCCGCCGCACACCACGCGCAGAUCCCCAGCCUGCAGAGCGGCUUCUGCUCCAACCUGGCGCAGGGAAUGGCGCUCACAUCCACGCUCAUGGCGUCGCUGCCCGGCGGCUUUUCCCCGUCCCAGCAGCACCAAGAGGCUGCCAGAAAGUUCGGCUCGCAGUCGCUGCACGCGGUCUUUGAAAAAAGUCAGGAGCUGCGGCUGCACGAGGAGGACGGGAAGAGCUUCCUGCAGGGGAAAGAGGCCGCAGCGAUGCACGCUUUCCACGACACGGAGCAGACGUCCACAGUCAGAGCCCACAGUAAAGAAGACUCCAGGGAGGAGGAGUGCGGCCGGAAAGAUGAGAGCUUCUCCAUGGACAGCGACUUGGACUACAGCUCGGACGAUAACCUGCUGUGUCACAAGGAGGAUGGGGGGGAAAGCGGCGGCGGCGGCGGCGGGCUGGAGGACGGCCAGCACGUGCACGGAGGCCCGGGCUCCGGUGGAGGCUCCGGUGCCGGGGGAGGAGGCGGCGGAAGCGGGAAGAACCGGCGGCGACGGACGGCAUUCACGAGCGAACAGCUGCUCGAGCUGGAGAAGGAGUUCCACUGCAAGAAGUACCUGUCGCUGACCGAACGCUCGCAGAUCGCGCAUGCGCUGAAGCUGAGCGAAGUGCAGGUGAAGAUCUGGUUCCAGAACCGGCGCGCCAAAUGGAAACGCGUCAAAGCCGGGAACGUCAACAACAAAUCCGGGGAGCCUUCCCGGAACCCCAAAAUAGUUGUUCCCAUCCCGGUGCACGUGAGCCGCUUCGCAAUAAGGAGUCAGCACCAGCAGAUGGAGCAGGCCAGACCAUAA